AUGAUUAUCUAUUUGUUAAUAUUAAAUAGUUUCUUCAUUAUAAAUUCUGUUGAGUCGUUACAUCAUAAGCUCACAAAACGAGAAAUCCAACAUGUGUUUGGAGUUGAGGAGAAGCAUCAAAUUCCCACCUAUCAUAUGAUAAAACCUGAAAAGUAUGAAACAGAAGAUGGCCAUCUACGUAUGAAGUUCGAUGCCUUCGACAACACUUAUGAGAUGCAACUCAAGCCGAACACAAGGAUCAUAAGCCCUCACUUGAUAUCCGUCAUUAGGAAUGGAACGGACGCGAAAGAGUUCAAAGGCUUACCUCUGAAAGCUGAUUGUCACUAUCAAGGAAACCUCUUAUCUCAUUCAAAUGAGAGGGUGGCCAUUUCUGAUUGUAAUCAGCUGAUGGGUACUCUUCACAUGGAUGAUCACUUUCUUAUAAUACAAACAGUUCCUCAUCGUGUUCAGCAUCAUCAGGAAGAACGUCAUCUCGUUUUCAAAAGAUCAGCUGGUCUAUUAACAGACCUGGAGAGACAUUUUGAAGAAGAGAUAGUUCGAUUAAACGAAGAACAAGAACCAUUCUGUGAUACUAGUGAGUCGCUGGAUGAUCCUCUUGGACCUCAAAUUCUGUCGUUGAACUAUUCAAUCCCCUCAUCAGCACAACUUGAUUCACCUUUCAUUUUCCCUAAUAUGGAUGCUAUCACUUUGGAAAUUGGCUUAUUCCUUGAUUCAAAGCUUUUCGAACACUUUCAAAGAGAGUAUAUUCAAGACCCAGAACAACAUCUGAUGGACUUCUCUUUGGCUCUCAUCAACAAUGUUCACGUCCUUUAUCAACAGCCAACUCUUUCUCCUAACAUCGAUAUCAUAAUCGUUCGUUAUGAGAUGUGGAAAAGUCAACCAGUGAGUUUAACCCGAACAGAGUACGAUGGAACUAUUUGUAUUGCUCAGAGUAACUUGGAUACUUUGGUACACAAAGGAGGACAGGCCCAAGCUUUGCUAGAUGCUUUCUGUAGACAUCAGUCUCAUAUUAACCCAGGAACCGACUUGACAGAUAUGGGACACUGGGAUCACGGAGUCUUGCUGACAGGAUAUGAUAUAUACCAUACCACGUCGUCAGUAGCUGGAGUUGCACCGGUAGCUCGAAUGUGUGAUCCAUUAUUCGCCUGUUCAUUGGUUGAAGGAUUACAUUUGGGACGUUCGUUCGUUCUGGCUCACGAAAUGGGACACAACAUGGGAAUGGUUCAUGAUGGGGUCCAGAACCAAUGUAGUCGAUCAUGCUGUCUGAUGUCAGCUGUAAACGGAGCAGGCAAAACAACAUGGUCGGAGUGUUCAGUUCGAGAAUUCAAUGCCUUCCUUCUUCAAUUAGAUGAGUCCGGUAGAGGAAACUGCUUGAGGGAUUCGUCCCCUGGCCUGAUCUCUCACAAUCAUUUGAACGAUGUUCGAUUACCCGGACAGCGGUUCACAGCUGAUCAACAGUGUUCCUACUUCUGGGGUAGAGAUUACCAAGUUGAAAUCCCAGCUGGGCGGUCUAUGGAGGAUAUCUGUCGCAUCUUAUGGUGCGGGAACAGUGGCUCUACCAUAUCAACAGCUCAUCCAGCUCUAGAGGGAAGUUGGUGUGGAGAUAACAAAUGGUGUCAUGAAGGACGAUGUGCUUCAUGGCCUAAUGGUGAACAACCCCUUGUUGUUCAUGGCCAAUGGUCUGACUGGAGCAAUGGAGAGAAACUAUGCCCUGUGCAGCAGUGUCAUAUUCAAGGCUCAAUCACAAUAAAAGCUCAACACAGAGACUGCGUAAACCCCGCUCCGAACAAUGGUGGAAGGACAUGCAAAGGUUCUUCAAUCCGUGGUAGCAUUUGUGGUUCUCAUAUUUCUCAUUGUGACCAUGGAUUAUCAAGAGAAGAAUUCAGUAAUCGGGUUUGUGCCGCCAUAAAAAAUGAUCCUUUCAAACCUGACUUACAACUUACCGGCGAAGGAUUUGAUCAUUCUACUCAGCCAUGUCGCGUCUGGUGUCAUUUGGUUGAUUCGGAGUUAAUUCGUAACAAAGGACAGUUCCCAGAUGGGGCUCCUUGUGGUGACAAUCAGUUCUGUGUCAGUGGAGUAUGCUUGAACGUUGGGUGUUCGAACAAGGCUCUGAUUGAAAUGGAUGAGGAUUGUCCAGCAUUCCAAGGAAAGAAAUUAGGAAAAUGGAAUGAUUGGACCAAGUGGUCAGAUUGUUCCGUGUCCUGUGGAGAUGGUGGUCACCAACAGAGAAAGAGAAGUUGCGUUGGAAGAAAGUGCAAAGGAGUUUCCGAAGAACUAAGAAACUGCAAUCCUCCACCACCGGAAUGUUCGUCGUUCAGUGACUGGGGCGAAUGGACAGCGUGUAAUGUGAACUGUGGUUCUGGCACUCAGAGGAGGAAGCGAAUCUGUUUAUACGGAGAUUGUGACACAGAUCUUUUGGAAGAACGAAAAACUUGUGACAAGCCCUCUUGUUGGAACGAAUGGUCCGACUGGUCAAUAUGUAGUCAAUCUUGCGAUGGUGGAGAGCAACAGCGAGAGCGAACGUGCUCCGAUAUCAAAGACGAUUGCGCUGGAGAUAGAAUCGAAGUCUCAGAAUGUAACACAGAGCCUUGUAAAAGCCAUGAUGAAGAAUCUUCCUGGGGUGAUUGGUUACCAUGCUCAGUUUCUUGUGGAAUCGGUUUCCAAAUCCGUGAGAGGUUGUGCGGAGGAGUUCUCUGUACUACAGCUAAUAAACAAGCUCGUACAUGUAAUGAACAGUCAUGUCCAAAAUCAACCGAGAUCAAAUGGGACGAUUGGGGUGUUUGGACUGAAUGCUCUGCAACUUGUGGUGAAGGAAUCCAAACAAGGCAUAGAGCUUGUCUAAGAGGAGACUGUCCGCCAGAAGAAUCGAAAAGAGAGCGCCGAUGUGUUAACAAGCCAUGCCCUGAAGUCACCUGGAAUGAAUGGUCUGAUUGGACCAAUUGUUUGUCAUGUUCUUCGACCGAAAUUCAUGAAAGAACAAGAACUUGCUCUAAUGGUCAUACAGGCAAAAGAUGCUUCGGUUCUCCUAUUGAGGUUGAAACUUGUGAUCGAUGGUGUGCAGCUGUUAACCAUUCUAAUGGAAAACGACGAGCGAUUGAAAUUCUGACAGCACAAGGAAAACGAAAGGUUGUUGCACAUGGAGAACGAAUAGUUCCUAUAAAUGAGAAGGAAGAGGAAGCACCUGAUUCCGACUGGAGUCAUUGGAAUGAAUGGACAUCUUGCAGUGCUAGCUGUGGUGGUGGAACACGAAGAAGAACUCGUGUUUGUAUGGGAGUGAAAUGUCCUCUGCAGCCUUUACAAGUGGAUAGACAAAGUUGUAACACAGACUCAUGUGACUUACUAGGAAAUCAUUGGAGUCCUUGGACUGACUGGUCAGACUGUAGCGUUUCUUGCGGAGUGUCUGGAUUACAAACUCGAAGACGUCGCUGUACGGCAUUUUUCAUAUUCCAGUGCUCUGGUGCAUCAUUAGACACGAGGAAUUGUCCAAACUUGAAACCUUGUCAGUCUGAGAUUUCUCAGGAAGUGCAAUAUCCCAACUGGUCUCCCUGGUCUUCUUGGUCGUCAUGUUCUUGUUUCACGUCAACUGAAACACGUCGUCGUUUCUGUAGGAUUGCUGAUCCAUCAGUACAAGGCUUCUGUUCGGGUCCGAUUUUGGAACAACGACCAUGUGUGGCAUCCAAUUGUCUUUCGUCACCUGGUGGAUGGUCGCUCUGGUCUGAAUGGUCUGUCUGUUCCAAAGACUGCCAAGGCACUGGACAUCAAAUUCGAAACCGAAUGUGUAGUGAGCCUAUACCAGCUAACAAAGGACCAUAUUGCAAUGGAUACUCCUUCGAUCAGCGAAGUUGUUCGUCUAAUGAACAAUGCGGGACAGCCAUAGAUGGCGGUUGGACAGAAUGGACUGACUGGAGUGAAUGCUCAGAUUAUUGUACAAACGGACAUAAAAGUAGAACAAGAUUCUGUUCCAACCCUCGCCCUUCGCAAGGCGGUCAACCAUGCUUCGGCUCAGAUUUUGAGUUGCAACCCUGUUCGGACGCUUCUAAGUGUCCUCACUCUCAUCGAGAUGGAAGUUGGAGUUUGUGGUCGUCAUGGUCUGAUUGUCCAGCAAACUGUGGAUUUGCUUUACAAUCAAGAUAUCGUUCAUGUGAUUUUCCACCUCCAUCAGGAGCUGGACUAUCAUGUAGAGGUCUUGCUGUGCAAAGCUCCAUCUGUAACUUAAAUUUUUGUCCGGAAUCACGGGAUGGCGAAUGGUCAGCCUGGAACGAAUGGUCUUCUUGUAUUUCAAACUGUGGCUCAGGCUCUCGAACGAGAAUUCGUGGUUGCUUAUCUCCUAGUCCAUCUGAUGGUGGUUCUCCCUGCUUUGGACGUAGCUCUGAAGUAGAAGAGUGCUAUGAUACAAACGACGAUAGCUUCUGUAGUCGUUUUGUGCAAAACUCACAGGUUGUCGAUUCACAGGUCUCCUCUGUAAUACUGUAG
Auanema sp. JU1783 is the source of this 4473-nucleotide messenger RNA. Lineage: Eukaryota; Metazoa; Nematoda; Chromadorea; Rhabditida; Rhabditidae. The record is from the annotation of a GenBank genome assembly.